This is a messenger RNA of Rosa chinensis, 1059 nucleotides long. RefSeq lists its product as uncharacterized. The transcript is spliced from 4 exons. NCBI's taxonomy places the organism in Eukaryota, Viridiplantae, Streptophyta, Magnoliopsida, Rosales, Rosaceae. The record is from RefSeq and is a predicted model, not a curated record. The coding region runs from base 1 to 1059 and encodes 352 amino acids.
AUGCGGCAAUCAUUGGCUGACAUUCUAGACGUUCAGGUAGUGGACAAGCAUGAGAAGUAUCUUGGCAUUCCUAAUCUGGUAGGUAGAUCGAAAGCUGACACUUUUGCUUAUAUCAAAGAUAAUUUGUCAAAGAAGCUUACAGGUGUUUGGAACCAGGCUUUACUACAGGAGCUCUUCCCAUUACAUAUUACACAAAAGAUCUUGGCUCUUCCACUUAAUAAUCGUAUGCAUGAUGAUCGGUGGAUUUGGUUUGGUGAUAAGAAGGGAGGCUUCAACGUCAAAUCCGCCUACCAUAUAGCACAGGAUAGAGUUUUGGGUGAGAAUUUCGGCAUGCCUAACCCUAGUGCCGAGCUUUGGAAUCGGAUUUGGCAAGCCCCGGUUCCGGGGAAGGUUAAAAUUUGUGUGUGGAAGGUGGCGUCCAAUAUUCUUCCAUCUCGGAGUCGGCUAAGUGAAAGGGGUAUAGACAUUGAUACCCAAUGCCCAUUCUGCGAUGAAGAGAUUAAGUCCCCUCUACAUGCAUUAAGAGAUUGCUCCCAUGCUAGCUCAUUUCUUCAAUUGGCAAAUAUUCCCAAUGUUCCUUCUUCUACAAGUGUGAUUGAUUGGUUAGUAGCUUCUUAUUCUCAGUCCCCUACUACCUUUGCUACUUUGUUGAUGGGGUGGGAGGAAUUUAAGGUUCCUUAUUCAUCUUCUCGCCUUGCAUCUCCAAUACAGAAUGUUAGAUGGAAGAAGCCUCCUAUAGGUAUGAUCAAACUAAAUGUGGAUGCGGCUUUUAGCAAUGUGGAUGGGAAUGUAGAUGUUGGGGGUGUGUUUCGAGACUUUGAAGGCUCUUGUUUAGGAGGUUUUCGCCACACACUUCCUGCAGCUUCUUCCGCUCGGCAUGCGGAACUGGUAGCGCUGCUGGUUCACCAUGUGCACCGAGCAGCAAACAUAGUGGCUCAUACUUUAGCACAAGAUGCUAAAAAUGGACAGUUUUUUAUGCAGCUCUUUACUGUACCUCCUCCUACUGUACCUCCUCCAAAUGUGGUGGAGCUUAUAUCCAUUGAUUGUAAUGACUUGUAA